AUGAAAAUGUAAUUUCCCCCAAUAACAAUAUAAAAUAGUUUUGAAAUUGAAUCGGAUCUCUCAUUUCAUCCAAAGAGCUCUGGUUUCGAACUCCAUAAAUCUCACCAAAUAAUUUGAUCCAAACGACGUCGUUUUAUCACCGAGCAGCUGAGAAAGCACAACAAUGGAUUCCGAAUCAUCGACUGCGAGUAGAUUAAAGCUGCAAAUAAAGUUCAGCGGCCGAUCAAUUCCGGUUGAAAUCGCCGGAGACACCACAAUCAAGGACCUCAAAUCCCUCCUUCAAACCCUUACCAAUGUCCUCCCUCGCGGCCAAAAGCUCAUCUUCAAAGGGAAGGUUCUUUCCGACGAAUCGACGUUGGCGUCGUCGGGUAUUAUUGAUGGCUCCAAAAUUAUGCUCAUGGCUUCACAGGGACUUCACCAAGGGGGUGGUCCGGUGAAAAAGGAGGCAGCUAUUGUGCCUGAUAGCACAAGGAGAAAGAAAGAAACGAUCAAAGAUUCUAUCGUAAAGAGCCAAGUAGAACGUUGGAAAGCAACUGGGGUCAUUGCAUUGUCCGACUGUGGUCUCACGACUAUACCUGAAGAAAUCUGGACUUCUGUACCUUCAGUCAGAGUACUUGAUAUAAGCCAAAAUUCCUACCUUGAGGUGCCAGCUACAAUUGGGCAGUUACGCUCCUUACAGAAAUUGCAUCUAAAUGGAAAUAAUUUAUUCAAUGAGUCUAUUGGCUGGGAGGGACUGACGUCUUUGAAGCUUCUUACGAUUCUAUCAUUGAGCCAAAAUAAUUUGACAGCAUUACCUUCUGCAAUUGGUGCUCUGAAAUCCCUGAAGCAACUCCAUAUCGAAAACAACAAGUUAAUGUGUCUCCCUUCUGAAAUAGGUUUUCUGACAGAGCUUCAGGUUUUAAAAGCCCAGAAUAACAGGAUAAAGACGAUUCCUACAAGUAUAGGGGAAUGUGUUUCUCUUAUUGAAGUUGAUCUUUCAUGUAAUCUACUGGCUGAGUUACCCGAGACGUGUGACCGUUUAAAAAAUUUGAAGGCAUUCUAUCUUGGUAAUAACGGGCUAAAAUCCCUACCCAGUAAGCUAUUUAAAAUGUGCUUACAGCUUUCGACACUGGAUCUUCAUAACACAGAAAUAACAACGGACCUUCUCCGUCAGUUUGAGGGAUGGGAGAGUUUUGACGAGCGUCGUCGAUUGAAGCAUCAGAAACAGCUCGAUUUCCGAGUCUCUGGUUCCGCUGAAUUUGAUGAAGGUGCUGACAAGAACUGGUAGUACAACCAAGUCUUUUAUGCUUAUUGAAAGGUUUGAUUGAAACUGGCUACUCACUCCUUGAAUUUAUAUAUACUCCCAAGUAUUUUAUAUGCAACUGGAGAAUGACAAAUUAGAUAUCUAAAUAGAUAUAUCAUAUAUAUGUAUUUCAAUUAUUAUUAAAGUUGACUGACCUUGUGUAGUUAUUAAUUUGUCAUUUUUGGAUUGAGAUUAUGUUACUUAUUUUCUUUCUAUGGUCA
Erythranthe guttata (spotted monkey flower) is the source of this 1503-nucleotide messenger RNA. Its product is annotated as LRR/ubiquitin-like domain protein. The record is from RefSeq and is a predicted model, not a curated record. NCBI's taxonomy places the organism in Eukaryota, Viridiplantae, Streptophyta, Magnoliopsida, Lamiales, Phrymaceae. Gene Ontology annotation, molecular function: protein binding. Gene Ontology annotation, cellular component: cytoplasm.